Aspergillus neoniger CBS 115656 is the source of this 2705-nucleotide messenger RNA. RefSeq names its product phosphoketolase family protein. Lineage: Eukaryota; Fungi; Ascomycota; Eurotiomycetes; Eurotiales; Aspergillaceae. Gene Ontology annotation, molecular function: aldehyde-lyase activity. The transcript has a single exon. The record is from RefSeq and is a predicted model, not a curated record. The coding region runs from base 30 to 2477 and encodes 815 amino acids. Gene Ontology annotation, biological process: carbohydrate metabolic process.
UACUUUACCAAGCGUAAAACUAAUACAACAUGCCAUCGGAUUCAAACGAUCAGAGCAUCUCCGCUUAUGGAGCUGCUCGCUCCACGGUCAAGGGCCAGAACCUUGACCCUGAGGAAGUCCGGAAGAUGGACGCCUACUUUCGCGCCAGCAUGUACCUAUGCUUGGGUAUGCUCUACCUGCGCGACAAUGUGCUCCUCAAACAGCCAUUGAAGGUGGAGCAUCUCAAGGCACGCCUACUCGGUCACUGGGGCUCAGACGCAGGACAAUCGUUCACCUGGAUUCACAUGAACCGGCUGAUCAAGAAGUAUGAUCUGGACGUUCUCUUCAUCUCAGGCCCGGGUCACGGUGCCCCUGGCAUUCUCUCACAAUCAUAUCUGGAGGGAGUGUACUCCGAAGUCUACCCGGACAAGUCAGAAGACGAGCGAGGAAUGCAAAGGUUCUUCAAGCAAUUCUCUUUCCCCGGGGGUAUCGGCAGCCACGCUACCCCAGAAACCCCCGGUAGUCUUCACGAAGGUGGCGAGCUGGGGUAUUCCAUUUCGCAUGCCUUUGGCACCGUAUUCGAUCAUCCCAAUCUCAUCACCCUGACCAUGGUGGGCGAUGGUGAGGCCGAGACUGGGCCACUCGCUACAAGCUGGCACAGCACCAAGUACCUCAAUCCCUGCACCGACGGAGCCGUUUUGCCCGUGCUCCAUCUCAACGGGUACAAGAUCAACAAUCCGACACUCCUCGCACGUAUCUCCCAUGAUGAGCUUUCUGCUCUCAUGAAGGGUUACGGCUGGACCCCCUACUUUGUGGAAGGUAGCGAUCGCGAAACCAUGCAUCAAGCUAUGGCAGCUACGCUCGAGCACUGUGUUCUUGAAAUCAGAAAAUUUCAGAAGAAAGCCCGCGAGUCCAAGGAGCCCUUCCGCCCACACUGGCCCAUGAUCAUUCUGCGCAGCCCAAAGGGUUGGUCCGCCCCGCGCGAAGUUGAUGGCAAAUUUCUCGAGGGCUUCUGGCGUGCCCACCAAAUCCCCAUCACCGACGUCCUCACCAAUCCUUCGCAUCUCCAGCUUCUCGAAUCGUGGAUGAAGAGCUACAAACCCGAAGAGCUCUUCACUCGAGAAGGUCGUCUGAUCUCUGAACUCAAGGCCCUCGCUCCAACCGGUAAUUAUCGCAUGAGCGCCAAUCCGGUGGGUAACGGUGGGCUCCUACGGCGACCGUUGGACCUCCCCGACUUCCGCAAGUACGCACUCACAUCCAUCGAUCCGGGAGCUACCAUCCGCGGCAGCAUGGUCAACAUGUCACACUACCUCCGUGAUGUGGUCGCCUUCAACCAGACCAACUUCCGUGUCUUCGGGCCGGACGAAACCGAAUCAAAUAAACUCUCCGAGAUCUACAAAGCCGGAAAGAAGGUCUGGCUGGCUGAAUACUUCCCCGAAGAUUCCAACGGUGGAAACCUCUCCAUGUCCGGUCGAGUAAUGGAAAUGCUCAGUGAACACACCUGUGAAGGUUGGCUAGAAGGAUACGUCCUCUCAGGCCGUCAUGGGCUCCUUAACAGCUACGAGCCCUUCAUCCACAUCAUCGACUCAAUGGUAAACCAACACUGCAAGUGGAUCGAAAAAUGUCUCGAAGUUGAAUGGCGCGCCAAAGUCGCCUCGCUGAACAUCCUCCUCACCGCGACCGUCUGGCGCCAAGACCACAACGGCUUCACCCACCAAGACCCAGGCUUCCUCGACGUCGUGGCCAACAAGUCUCCCGAAGUCGUACGCAUCUAUCUCCCGCCAGACGGGAACUCCCUCCUCUCCGUAAUGGACCACUGCUUCCGCAGCGCGAACUACGUCAACGUCAUUGUCGCCGACAAACAAGACCACAUCCAAUUCAUGGACAUGGACGCCGCAAUCGCACACUGCACCAAGGGCGUCGGGAUCUGGGACUGGGCCAGUAACGACCAAGGUGCGGAACCAGACGUCGUGAUGGCCGCAUGCGGCGACGUUCCCACCCACGAGGCACUAGCCGCCACGGCGCUGCUGCGCGAGCACCUCCCCCAGCUGAAAGUGCGCUUCGUCAACGUGGUCGAUCUGUUCAAACUCAUGUCCAAGAUCCAUCACCCGCACGGAAUGUCCGAUCGGGAAUGGAAGGCUAUUUUCACAGCCGAUAGGCCGAUCGUGUUUAACUUCCAUUCGUACCCGUGGCUUAUCCAUCGGUUGACGUACAAGAGACCCGGACAGGAGAACAUCCAUGUCAGGGGAUACAAGGAGAAGGGGAAUAUUGAUACGCCGUUUGAGCUGGCGGUGAGGAAUCAGACAGAUCGGUAUAGUUUGGCUGUCGAUGCGAUCGAUCAUGCCCGUGGACUGGGCAAUACGGCGUCCGGGGUGAGGGAGAAAUUCCUGAAUAUGCAGUUGCUGGCCAAGCAAAAAGCAUACGAUGGUGGCAUUGAUCCGGAUUAUAUUCGGAACUGGACCUGGCAGUAUCCGCGGAAGAAGGGCGAGGGCGUCUGAACUGUUCGUGUGGGAGAUUGGAGGGAGAAUGGGCAGCUGUCAAUAAUCAUAACCAAGUAUUAAUAGGUUCGUCGUAAGAUCAUAUGAUGGACUGUAAAUUUAAACAACUAGUGCUCGGUUAAGUUCACGGGUAAGGAAGCUGCCCCUUUUAGUGUUAAUAGUUGAAUGUUUAUGACGGAUGAUAUUGAGAAACCUAGUAGUAGCGAGAAAUAUAUGUCAGUGGUUGAC